This is a messenger RNA of Sphaeroforma arctica JP610, 1106 nucleotides long. RefSeq lists its product as hypothetical. Bases 591 to 1049 code for a protein of 152 amino acids. The record is from RefSeq and is a predicted model, not a curated record. The transcript has a single exon. Lineage: Eukaryota; Ichthyosporea; Ichthyophonida.
ACAAUGGUCGAGCACUAGUUAGGUACUCGCAUUAGUCUUCUUCAGAAUUUCGAUGCAGAAGAUAGAGUAUUUAUCAAAUAUAGAGAGUUCGGAAUAUUUCCUCAUUUUAGUGUCGUCGCAUGUUCCGUCAAUUCGAUGAAUCCAAUUUAAUUACCGGUCAAGCAAUCACUAAUGACAAUACGCGUGCGAACUGCAUGAUAUUGCUGAAUGUUGGCUGUGGCUGUUGCAAAUUAUUGCCAUUAUAGAUGUACUAUGUCAUGUGUAUAAAUAUUCUAAAAAUAAAGUAGGGGCGGCGCGAGAAUACACGAUUAUCGUGUUGUGAUGUUGUGUUUUGCCAUUACAGCUGGCGAAAGACCUCUCCAAUUAACGUUUUGUAUUUGGAUCCGAUGAUUUUCUUUGUCUCGUGCUGUCACCCGCCGUCGUUGACAAAUUAGCAAGACUGACCAGACGAAUUUGAAGACCAUGCAAGCAGGCUCCAACCACGAGUAAAUGAUGAAGUUCGACAUUUGGGCAUUACAUACCGCUACAUACUACUUGCCAAUAGGCUUUACUUGCAAAUACGACGAAUUGGUCGUUUUUGGACUGUAAGCAUGCCAAUUAACUUUGCGGCCUUAGACUUUUUGUCGCCGGGUCUUUUGGAGAUAGAACUCUCAGAUUCGAGGCAAGUUCUGUACGAUCAGAAGUACAGCCUUAAGGUACCAACGGGACCGGGUCAGCAUAGAGAGUUCUGGGUAGCACUUGAGACACCUUUACAAAUCCUGGAUGUUGGAAUUUAUCAGACUGUCGAGAUCACAGUCUGUUUCUUCCGACCCAGUACGGGCAGCAAACCGAUGCAGGUAACCACUCGACGCCGAGUUUACACCCCUGCGCACUAUCUGUUGUGGUGUGACUUCUACCCAUUCAGCGAUCAACGUCAAGGGCUUGGCCUGCUCACAAGAGCAAACCGUCUCGAUAUGGGGUACGUCCGCCGCAUCAUUGUCCGCCUACAGUGCAACACAAAUAUGCCAGAUUUCUGGACUGAAGGUGAGCAUAGUAUAAUAGAAAUGUAGAUUAAAAUUCGACGUGAACGAGACCAAGUUCAGUAUUUGAUUUCCAUUACAGUCGAG